This is a messenger RNA of Adineta ricciae, 3597 nucleotides long. Lineage: Eukaryota; Metazoa; Rotifera; Eurotatoria; Adinetida; Adinetidae. The record is from the annotation of a GenBank genome assembly.
AUGAACGAAGGAACGACAGAUUCUAAUACAUCAACAGUUGAUGAUGGAGAAACCGAAGAAAGUCAGAUUCCAGAAAAAUUUAAAUUAGAUCGAAAGAAAAUCCAAACUGCAACAUUAGUUGACGAAAAUGAUGAAAUAAAUCAACUUGGUCUAAGUGUUUUCAAUCAGGCGGAUCUUGAAAGAGGUCUAAUCGAUCAGGUUGAUAAUGUUGUGUCAAGUCAAGAACGACAACAUAAAUCUGCCAAUAUUGAAAAACAAAUUCAAACACUUGAACAAACCAUUAGUUCACUUCGAAGUAACAUAUCAGCUAAACAACAGAUCUUAUCUACGAUUGACAAAGCAACUUAUCUUGCAUCGAGAAAGGAUGUUCAAAAGGCCAAUAUUGAGAAAACAAUCAAAGAAUUAAAACAACAACUAGCAAAGAAUCUUGUCAAAGUGAAUUCAUUGAAAACGCAACUUAUUGGUUUAUCGCCAAUCUAUGAUGAAGAAGCAACAAAUCAGACGAAAAGAGCAAAGACAUCUACUUGUUUACUUGAUACGUUGAUGCCAACAUUACGUGACUAUGAUGAAAAUGGUCUGAUUAAAGGCAGAGUUGAUCAGUCGGAACGAGUAACGUCAUUCGAUUCGUUUAUGCAAGGUCUUGAUCAGGAAUACGAUGACCGAAAGCAAGCGAAAGUUCAAACGUUGAAAAGAAAAUCCUCGGAGAAUAAGAAAGUAGCUGCACCCCCUCCCCCACCAGCUCCAUUAACACUUGAUGGUCCAAUUGAAUAUCGUGAUCAAAGACUAAAGAAAAAACCAGCGUCACCAGCAAAAGCGAAGCCAAAACCUAAAUCGAAACCGAAAAAGCCAGUCGUGAUAACUUCUUCGUCAUCCGAUGACGAUGAUGGAGAAGGAGAAACAGAUCCGAGCACCAUGGUUUACGACGAAGAUGAAGCUUGGUUUGAAAGCGAUGAAGAAGAAAAACAACGUUCAGCAGGAGAUGAGAAGGAUUCUUAUGAACCGAGACGAAAGAAAAAACGUUCGUCAGCUAAGGAUGAUGGCGACGACAAACAAUACUUAACACGUUUGCGAGACUUCUAUGCUGGCCAAAAACCUCCCUCGCAUACGAACAAUGGCGAGAAUGAUGACAUCGAAGUGGGUACAGGAUUUUGGGUACCAUUGAGUGUUUGGAAUCGAUUGUUCAAUUAUCAGCGCGCCGGUGUGAAGUGGUUAUGGGAGUUACACGAUCAGAAGUGUGGAGGGAUCAUUGCAGAUGAAAUGGGUCUUGGAAAAACUAUCCAAAUCAUUUCUUAUCUGGCAGCAUUUCAUUAUAGUCGAGUGCGUGAUCCUCAGAAUCGCUAUCGAGGUCUCGGCCCUGUACUUAUUGUAUGUCCGUCAACGUUACUUCAUCAGUGGGUCCAUGAAUUUCAUACAUGGUGGCCCGAGUUUCGAGUCGCUGUUCUACAUGAAAGUGGUUCGUUUCAAGGAAAAAAAGGCUACCGUCUAAUUCAAAAAAUUGGCACAACGGCCGCCGGUAUUCUAAUUACAUCUUACGCUAAUAUUCUCAUCCAUUAUGAUACUCUUAUCUCCUACCAGUGGCACUAUUUCAUCCUGGAUGAAGGUCACAAAAUUCGCAAUCCCGAUGCACAGAUCACAUCUGCUUGUAAAUCUUUUCGAACACCUCAUCGAAUUAUUUUAUCCGGUUCACCAAUGCAAAAUAACCUCCGUGAACUUUGGUCUUUAUUUGAUUUCGUCUUUCCAGGAAAACUAGGCACUUUACCAACCUUCAUGGAGCAUUUUGCUAUUCCAAUAACUCGAGGCGGUUAUGCCAAUGCUAGUCCAAUUGAAGUUCAAACAGCGUACAAAUGUGCAUGCAUCUUACGUGAUACAAUUAAAAAAUAUCUUAUUCGUCGAAUAAAAGCCGAGCAGAAUGUUGUUUUACAACUACCGACGAAAAAUGAGCAAGUUCUUUUCUGUCGUUUAACGAAAGCACAACGAGAAAUCUAUCGAGAGUAUUUGAAAUCGCAACAAUGCAAAGACAUUCUUCAAGGCAGUACACAAGUAUUUGUUGGAUUGAUCAAUCUACGAAAAAUUUGCAAUCAUCCAGAUUUAUUUACCGAUUGGACACAAUAUCGUCCCGAAUAUGGCGAAGAUCCAAAUGAAGUUGGGCAAUAUGGAUACACAAAACGAUCAGGCAAAAUGAUUGUCUUAGAAACUUUACUAAAAAUCUGGUUUAAACAAAAUAAUCGAUGUUUAUUAUUUACUCAAAGUAAACAGAUGUUGAAUAUUCUCGAAGCAUUUCUCAUGAAACAUAAUUAUUCGUAUUUGAAAAUGGAUGGAACCACAUCCAUUGCAUCAAGACAAGGACUUGUUUCACAAUUCAAUUCGGAUCCUUCAAUAUUUGUCUUUCUUUUAACUACACGAGUCGGCGGUCUGGGAAUCAAUUUAACGGGUGCGAAUCGCGUUUUAAUCUUUGAUCCCGAUUGGAAUCCUUCAACUGAUAUGCAAGCUCGAGAACGGGCAUGGCGUAUUGGUCAAACAAAGAACGUCACAAUCUACCGUUUGUUAACAUCUGGAACUAUUGAAGAGAAGAUUUAUCAUCGACAAAUUUUCAAACAAUUUCUCACCAACCGUGUUCUUCAAGAUCCGAAACAACGACGAUUCUUUAAAUCGAAUGAUCUCCAUGAAUUAUUUCGUUAUGACGAUGAUAACAAUGACAGUGAUCAGGAAGACCGAACAGAGACGUCUAUUCUGUUAGCAGGAACAAAUUCCGAGAUUAAUCUAAAGGAAAAAUAUGAUAAACGAAAACGACAAAAGAAUGCUAAAUUUGAAGGACAACGUGUGCCGAAUUUGACGAAAGUCGAUAGUAAAACAACUGCACCAACGCCUGAAGUACCUGCUGAUGCCGACAAAGAAAAAGAUGAUUAUGUAUUGAGUAAAUUAUUCAAAAAAUCCGGUGUACACAGUGCACUUCAACAUGAUACAAUUGUGGACAAUUCCAUCAACGAUUAUGUUUUCAUUGAAGCGGAAGCUCAUCGUUAUGCUGAGGAAGCUGUCAAAGCAUUGAGAAGGUCCGCACAAGAUUGUUAUUCUGCUGAAAGUGGAAUUCCGAAUUGGGGAGCACGAAACAUUCAACAUAUCCGCCGAUUCGGUUCCCGUACAAAUAGAAGUGUCGCUGUUGCAAAGGACGAAGAAGCGGAAGAAGAAGAACAACAACAACAACCAUCAUCAUCAAAUUCUAUUGUCCGACGAAACAACACUCGUGCAACGAGUGCGUCGAAUAAUCUAUUAAAAGAUAUUCGAGAACGCAAGCGUGAACAAUCAGAAUUUGUUGUGCACACAAAUGCAGAAAGAUCAGAUAAUCAUGUAGAAGAAGAUCAUUCCAACGAUGAAGGUUUAGUUUUGAUUCGAGAUUUGAAAGACUAUCUCUUAGCUGGCGGAUCGCUUCAAGGCAAAGCAACGACAGCCGAAAUCAUCGAUCAUUUUCAAUCUCGUCUCAAUGGCAAACCCGGUCUUGUUCCAAAAUUUAAGUCUUUAUUGAAACAAAUCGCCGAUUUACAACGAGCACCAUCCGGCAUGGGCUUUUGGGUUUUAAAAGACGAGUUUCGACAGACAUAA